Antechinus flavipes (yellow-footed antechinus) is the source of this 5457-nucleotide messenger RNA. It is a transcript of the gene CTDSPL, whose product is annotated as CTD small phosphatase like. Lineage: Eukaryota; Metazoa; Chordata; Mammalia; Dasyuromorphia; Dasyuridae. The transcript has 6 exons. The record is from RefSeq and is a predicted model, not a curated record. Bases 342 to 1241 code for a protein of 299 amino acids. Gene Ontology annotation, molecular function: RNA polymerase II CTD heptapeptide repeat phosphatase activity.
GUGUGUGUGAGAGACUGUGUCGGGAUCACUUUCAGAGGCUCAGAAGGAGGCAGAGGGGACUCGGAGGCAGCAGCCGCAAACACCAUCUGCUUGACUCGGCUCCUUUUGUAUAAGCUCAUAUUUAUGAGGACCUACUAUGUGUCAGCACUCUAUAGAAGGAUCCUCCCAGGAAGUUGGAGCUCUCAUGUCCCCCAUUUUACAGUUAAGAAAACUGAGCCUCCCAGAGCAGCAUCAGCCUGAAGAAGCAGCGAAGCCGAAGCAUCUUCAGCUCCUUGUUCUGCUGCUUCCGCAACUACAAUGUCGACACCACAGCCAUCCACAGCACAAAUGUGCUGCCCCCGAUGGUGGAGGAGAACGGGGGGCUUCAGAAGGGCGACCAGCGGCAAGUCAUCCCCAUCCCGAGCGGACGGCGAGCACGCCAAUUUCAGGAAUCAAAGCCCGGCCCAAAGCCCGAGGGGCCGUCUUCCUCGCUCCAGCCUCAGCCUCAGCCUGCAGAAAUACCCAUCCCGCCCAGGCUCAGCCCUCUUAGCUCUGGGGGCGGCCCUCAAGAGGACGUUAAGGAGGGAGCACUCACAAGACAGCCGUGCGCCAAAUACCUCCUCCCGGAGCUGAAGCUGUCAGACUACGGCAAGAAGUGCAUGGUCAUCGACCUCGACGAGACCUUGGUGCACAGCUCCUUCAAGCCCAUCAGUAACGCCGACUUCAUUGUUCCGGUUGAAAUCGAUGGAACCGUACACCAAGUAAGUACCGGGGCCGGGCGGUGGCGCCAGCGCUUCUCCUGCGGGCCGGGCCGCGGCCCCCUCCCCUUGGGCCUCUCCCUCCCUCCCCGACCCGGCCGUGCUUGGGAAGAGCUGGAGCCUCCGGGAGGAGCCGAGGGAUGGCGGCCCCGGCCCCUCCCUAGCUGGGGGCCUUCCGGGCUACCCCAUGAGCCUGGCUUGGGAGAGCAGCCCGAGAGCCGGCGAUGGACGUUCCCCUGCCGGGCCGGGCUUCUCCGUCCUGGCUGCUCUUGGAUGGGGCUGAGCGAGGGGGGGCCCCCGAUGGUCCGUGGGAGAUACCCCUCUCCCCUCGGUUUCCCUGCUUGUCUUCCCCAAUGUCCGGUCGGAGGUCGGCGGACAUCUUUCCUUCCGACUGCCCGAUUCGCUCUCAGAGCCUCUGACCGUCGCCCCGCUCCCCGUGAGCCGCGGCUUCCUCGGCCCAGCGGCCCCGUCCGUCCGCUCGGCUCCAGCGCCGAGGCCCCUUGACCUCUUCCGGCUCGGUCCGAGCCUCAGAACCGAACCGAGUGCGGGAAACGGGACGAGGUUCAGUCGGCGCGAGGGCUGGCUUUGCUUGAGCCUUUCUCUCCGUGACCUGCCGCUGACAGGUCUCUGGCCUUUCUAGCUUCGCCGGGACUGGGGGGGUUGGUCACUGAGCGGUGCGCACGUCCCGAGUUCAAGUCUGGCCUCAAACACGAGCUGGCGUCUCGAGCAGGUCAUUCAAUCGGUUUGCCUCCAACUGUAAAACGGGCGUGAUAGUGCCCAGGGAUGUCGUGGGGCCCUUCAGCCCGGCCCGGUUAGCGUCUGAGCUCGGGCAGGGACCCCGCCUCUCCCUGGGCCGGGGGAGUCCAGGCGUGGUCUGUCCGCGGCCCCCGACAGAGAGAAGGCGUCCGGGGCUGGUCUGGGCCGUGGCCAUCCCUCCUCUCGGAUCUGUCCCUCCUUGACCUUCUCUAACCCCUUAGGUACGAUUUUAUAUCGGACUUGGCCGGGGCCCUUUCAGAGGAGCUGGUAGCUCCAUUUCACAGACCUAGAAACUGAGGGGGAGAGAGCUGGGUGAGGGGCCGCCCCUUGCAGCCAGAGCGGGGGCCUUUGAGGCAGGAAACUCGGGGCUAAGUCCCUGGAGGGCCCCGGGCCUGCCUCCGCCCUUCCCCUGACCUUGUUGGGCCCGGCUGCCCAGCCAGCGGUUAAGCAGAGGGCGGGAAGGAGGCCCUCCCUUCUGGGAGCGUGACCCGGGUGACGUGCGUGGGCCUGGAGUGCCAAGGACGGUGGGCACGGGGCCACGGGGGCCUCCCUUAACGGAGGUGGCCGCUCCCUGCCUCGGGCCUGUCCACAGGUGGAGGGUUAGAGCAGCGUCUGGGCCCGGAGGCCCCUGCAGCGGGCGGCCUUGUGGGGGGAAAGCGGGAGCCUCGGCUAGAGCAGCGUCUGGGCCCCCCCGCCCUGGAAUCGCUGGCCCCCCAAACAAAAGCAGCUCUCCCACCCUUAGUUGGGCUUUAUUCCUCAAGUAGAACUUGGAGGGAUUUGAGUGACGGCAGAGGGAACAAAACAUGGCUGACUUUUCUCUUUGAAUUCAAGGCCGACUUUUUGGAACGGACUUUUGUAGGGCAGACCCCCGGGGAGGGCGAUUCUCAGUUCCCGGGGACUCGAUCUCAAAGCUGCCAAUGGGGCGUCAAAGCACAGUGGCCCCCAGGAGUUGCCGCGGCCUGGCUACCCAUCAUGCACCGCAGAGCCGGGGCCAAAUGCAGACAUCACGGGGGGGUUUGGGGGCCCUGCCGCGGACCCCGGGGAGAGCCUCCGGGUCCUUUCGCCGCCACCGCCCCAUGAGUCUGUGAUGGGUUAGAAUCGGGGGCCAUGGGGAGGAGGGAAACCUCCUGCGUCUGAGACGAUCCCCCUGCCUCGGCCUGAAGCCGCAGAAGGAGGCCGGGCCGCCUCGUGGGCUGGACGGGGAGCGCUCUCUGCAGGCUGUGGGGUGACCUCCGGACGGGGGUGCUCUGGGGGGGCCCGGCUCGGAGCCGGAGGGCACUCGGUUUACUUCCAAGGACCACGUUCUCUCCAGCGCUUAACCCAGGGACGGGUCCAGGUGUGGACAUUCGUGGCAGCGGCAAAUAUGGUCUCGUUCUUGUUUAUAACACGCGCCACCCACUGGUCCUUCAGGCCACUCGAAGUGCCCGGCUACGGAAAAGGUCACGGGGCACGUUGGCUGUGGGAGAACGGUUGUCUGUUCCCCACAAUUCAGCAAGAGUACGGGGAGCUGGACUUAGGCUAAGUGGCGGCUGCCCCACGCCCUCUCCCUCUGUGACCUCUGUGUGGGCUCAGCCAAGGAAAGCCAGGCUGUUUCCAAUCUUGUCAUCACUACAAGAGGUGGUGCUUUAAAGUGUAGAAAACCUUCUGGGGAGAGACCCAUGACCACGUUUGCUGGGAGAGGGGCCCGCGCGCUGGCCCCCGCUCCCCCUCCCCCCCCGGGCGCUGACCAGAGCCGGGACGCAGCGCGGGCCCGGGGCAGCUGUGGCGAGCGUCACGGAAGGCCGAGUCUACCACGAGCUAAGCCACGUCGUCGAUAAGGCCACGGGAGCCGUCCUCCUGGAAAAGGCUGUGACCUGGUUCAAGUAAUCCAGGAUAGGCUGGGCCCAUUCUCAUUGGCCUAUUCUUGGUUACUUGCACUCGGGCACAGCCACGCUAAGCGGCACCAGCGGCGGGAGGCCCGGAACGCCGGUGGACACCCCAGAGGACGGCCGGCCGACGCGGAGGAGCAGGAGCCGGCCCUCGGCCAGUGGCCCGGCCUGCACAGGCGAGCCACGCUGCGGAGGCGGGAUAGUGAAACGGUGUCACGUGAAAGGUCUUCCCUGCAGGCCACGGACAAGGGCCACACCGCCCACAUCCCUGCAAAAGUUCAAAAGUUCCGGCCUGCUCUGCCUGCAAAUGGGUGUGAGCACAAAGGGGAGCUGGGCCCAGGCCGGUGAACAUGCAGGGGAGCCGGCCCAGGCCGGUGUGAACAUGCAGGGGAACCAGGCCCAGGCCGGUGUGAGUGGUUAAACCAGGCCCAGGCCGGUGUGAACAUGCAGGGGAACCCGGGCCCAGGCCGGUGUGAGUGGUUAAACCAGGCCCAGGCCGGUGUGAACAUGCAGGGGAACCCGGGCCCAGGCCGGUGUGAACAUGCAGGGGAACCAGGCCCAGGCCGGUGUGAACAUGCAGGGGAACCAGGCCCAGGCCCAGGCCGGUGUGAACAUGCAGGGGAACUGGGCCCAGGCCGGUGUGAACAUGCAGGGGAACCAGGCCCAGGCCGGUGUGAACAUGCAGGGGAGGCCGGGCCCAGGCCGGUGUGAGUGGGGAGACCAGGCCCAGGCCGGUGUGAGUGGUUAAAUCAGGCCCAGGCCGGUGUGAACAUGCAGGGGAGACCAGGCCCAGGCCGGUGUGAACAUGCAGGGGAGGCCAGGCCUAGGCCGGCGUGAGUGUCUGAGGGAGCCAGAGGCCGGGCCCAAAGCUGACUUGCUCAGAGAGAGGAGAUGAGGUUUUCCUGGCCCCCGUGUCUGGCUGGGCUCUGGCACCUGAGCAGGCCUCAGAGCCCACUGGGCCGGGGGCCUCGAAUGCCACUUUGAAAAAGACUAGAAUUCCAUUUCUAAUUGCUGCAAAUUCUGGCUUUUGGGGAGUUUGGGUUUUUUGCUUUGGGGGUUUUCCCCUUUGGCCGGGGGUCCCCUCUUAGCUGAGUUCAUCCAGGUCCACACCUUCUUAGCCUUCAUGGCUCGGUCCGAGAGGGAGCGGACCCCUUCCCACAGAUGGGAAGCAUCCCCAUGGCCCUACCCAGCUCUGAAAGGAUUUCUGAGCACUGGCGCCCAGGGGAACUGGGCAGGAGGCCCACGUCCAUUUCACAGACAGAUGUAGGGCAGCGAUACUAGGGGAGGGGGAGGUGCGGGGUGCAGCCCGGGGUCUCCCAUGGAUAGAGUCUCUGCUUGGGCGCCAAAGGCCUAGGAUUUCCAUCCUGGUUCUUCUACUUUGUUGCUAUGCGGUCUUGGCCAAUGAGCUUGUGCAGCUCCUGAUUCAGCAGCACUAAAAUUACUCCAUUUUCAAAUGCUUCCGCUUCCUCCACCGGUGCCCAUUGCGACCCAUCCUGCCGCCCGUCCCGUGGUUCUGUUGUCCACUGUACCCUCCGCGAGUCCCCUGGCACCCAAAUGUGAAAUGGAAACAAGCUUGGGGCCUCCUGGGCCCGGCUCUUGGCGCUGUCGGUUCCGCUGCCCGAGGUGUGUGUUUGGCCGGGCCGGGGUGGAGGCGAGAACGAGGCGGCUUCCUCUAAGGAGCCGGAGCGGGGAGGAAGCCGAGCGCUCCCUUUCUCUGGCUGCCGCUCGUCCAGCUCGGACCCCAGCCCCGCUGUCUUUGCGGCCCCUCUUCCGUGACCUCCCCCUCAGAAUGGAAGCUCUUGUGAGCAGGGAUCAUGCAUUUGGAGCCCCUGCUCCUGGCACAGCGCCUGGCACAGCGGGCACGGGGAGCCAGGACUGGCACCUGCAGCACAGAGCCACGGUCAGGGCCCGCCCUUUCGCCAGAGUAGCAAAGAUAGCCCCAGGCAUGAGCCGGGAGGGGAGCAGUGGGGGAGGGGGCUUGCCAGACUUCCCCCAGCCACAUCAUUCCCCAUUGGCUCUCUCUGAGGGAGCGGCCCAGGCCGGCCCUGCCCCCUGCUCAGCCUCUCCCGUCCUGGUCACUAAAUGGCCCCAUCUUU